AUGGCCACCACAGGCUCCCAACCCCCUGGAAGGGGCCGAAAGGACUGGCGAUACCUCCUAACAAGACCAACUGACCAACCACGCGUCUCAAUUGAGGAAUUCAGAGAGGCAAUCCACUCGGACAGCGACCGUGUUUAUAAUGAGUUGGCGGCGAUCUUCGAUGGCAUCUUUGACGAUGAAAAAACAUUAAGGGAUACAAUCACACGUCUGAGGAUGGAACGGAACAACGCCACUGACCAGGCCGCUGUCAAGCAAAGCCAGAUUGAUGAGCUAAUUGCUGAACGCGAUGAACUUAGCCACACCCUGGUCCGCAUGACAGUCAGCAACCAAGCAGCAAGUCGAGGUGUCACCCCCUCUGAGACUACCCGGAGGUCUGUCAAGAUUGAUGACCCAAAACACCUCACUGACGGCAAGGAGCCAAAAUUUGAACACUGGCUCUCCCGGAUGAAGAACAAGCUCCGGGAGAACGCUGACCACUACCCUACUGAACGCAUGAGGAUUGCAUACAUCGAAAACCGGACUGAUGGGGACGCGGCACGUCACAUUGCGCCCCGUAUGGAAGAGGACCACCCCGAGCGAUAUCAGACUGCAGAAGAGAUAUUUGAGCACCUCAAGUCAAUAUAUGAGGAUGCUAACAAGCUGCAAAAUGCCAAGAGUGAUUAUCGCAAGCUGAUUAUGCGCAAUGGGGACAAUUAUCAUGAAUUUGUCACAAAAUUCUUACACCUGGCAGGUGAGGCCAAGAUUGCCAGGGGGGACUACAAGACAGACUUCAAUGACAAGCUGUCCUUUGACCUCCAGAAGAUGGUAGCAGUAGCCAAUGCGACCACUGAUACAUAUGCUGAGUUUCAGAAAAUCUGUGCGCAGGCAGCUCACACCCUCCAGACAAUCAAUGCCACCCAGAAAUCAAAGAGCUCGCGGGGAAAUGGGCCUAAUACCUUCAAGCAGAACACCCUGCGGACCGCCAACAGUCAAACACCCCCCAGCAUCUCUACAACAAAAUCCCCUACUGUGAAGGAGGCCUUGAGCUCUCGUCCGGAUAUUCAGUGCUACUACUGUAAGGAAAAAGGCCACAUUGCCAGGAACUGCCCUGCAAAGCAGAAGUCCCAGCAGGUGAUUGCUGAGCUCACAGGGAAUGAUGCCCCUGAGCCUUCAGCAGAUUCGGGAAAAGAGUGA
This is a messenger RNA of Paracoccidioides brasiliensis Pb18, 1173 nucleotides long. RefSeq lists its product as uncharacterized. The coding region runs from base 1 to 1173 and encodes 390 amino acids. The transcript has a single exon. Gene Ontology annotation, molecular function: zinc ion binding; nucleic acid binding. The record is from RefSeq and is a predicted model, not a curated record.